Molecule: messenger RNA, 2005 nt
Organism: Malus domestica (apple)
Lineage: Eukaryota; Viridiplantae; Streptophyta; Magnoliopsida; Rosales; Rosaceae
Product: beta-glucosidase 18-like
Biological process (GO): carbohydrate metabolic process
Molecular function (GO): beta-glucosidase activity
Source: RefSeq, a predicted model, not a curated record
UAACCAUCACUCAUUUCUCUGCCUUUGACCCUUCGAAAAUCCUUCUCCCCUAAAUAUUCCUUGUCUUAAAACAUCAGUGCGGAUAGCAACAGCUUUGACGCCACCUUGUCCUGCUGAAUACUUCCAGGCUUCCUAAUGUACCAACUUGAUCUGAUACACCACCCUCAACCAGACUACCAAAAGCAAUUUGAAACCCAAAAAACAAAAUGAAAUUUACUGGAGGCUUGUUCUAUUUCUUUUCGCUCUCGGUUAUCUUAUUGUCUACCGCUUUAGUUGCAGCUCAGAGUUUCAAACCAGAUGAAGAAGAAAUCCAGAAAUCUCAGUUCCCAGAUGGCUUCUUGUUUGGAGCAAGCACUUCAUCUUAUCAGAUUGAAGGUGCUUAUCAUGAAGAUGGAAAGAGCCUAAGCAACUGGGAUGUUUAUGCUCACAUUCCAGGCACUUCAGGAAAAAUAGAGGAUAAUGAGACUGGAGAUGUUGCAGAUGACCAUUACCAUCGCUACUUGGAGGACAUUGAGUGGAUACAUUCUCUGGGGAUGAAUGCAUAUCGGUUCUCCAUUUCAUGGGCUAGAAUUCUACCUGACGGCAAACUCGGCAAAGUCAAUCAAAGAGGGAUCAUAUUUUAUAAUAAACUUAUUGAUCAUCUUGUGAGCAAAGGAAUAGAGCCAUUUGUGACACUUCACCACAAUGACAUGCCCUAUAUACUAGAUGCAAGAGAUAGGGGUUGGCUUAGUCCACUCUUACGGGAAGAAUUUGCACAUUUUGCCUCCAUAUGCUUCAAGAGCUUUGGGGACAGGGUGAAGCACUGGAUUACCUUCAAUGAAGCCAAUAUGCUGGUUGAUUUUACUUACAUACAAGGAGUAUACCCACCUGCUCGUUGCACGCCCCCUUUUGGGAAUUGUUCAAGUGGCAAUUCUGAUGUAGAGCCUCUCAUUGCAAUGCACAACAUUUUAAUAGCUCAUGCCAUGGCGGUUGACAUAUAUCGGAGGCUUUUUCAGCCAAAACAACAUGGGUUUGUCGGAAUUAUUGCACAUUGUCACUGGUAUGAACCUCUUCGAGACGAUGAAAGGGACCUGCAUGCUGUUGAUAGAGUCUUAGCUUUCAAUGCGGCCUGGGUGUUGGAUCCUUUAGUGUAUGGAGAAUACCCCGCUGAAAUGCGCCAAUGCCCUCGCUUGGAAAUGCCAAGGUUCUCCCCCAAAGAAAAAGAGCUGUUAAGAGGCAGCAUAGAUUUCAUCGGACUCAACCACUAUACAACACUAUAUGCCAAGGACUGUUUCCACUCCCCUUGCCCCUCAGGCGGAGACCAUGCCAUUAGAGGUUACGUCAACACAACUGGGUAUCGGGAUGGCACUGCGAUUGGAGAACUGACUGGAGUUGCUAGGUUUUUUGUUGUUCCAAGAGGCAUGGAGAAGAUUAUAGACUAUCUUAAGCAAAGAUACAAUAACCUGCCCAUGUUUGUUACUGAAAAUGGAUACUCCUCACCGACACCACAGAAUGAGCUACAAGACUGGAAUCGGAUCAAGUUUCACAAAGGCUACCUAGCUUUUUUAGCCAAAGCAAUAAGGAAUGGUGCUGAUGUACGUGGCUAUUUCAUUUGGAGCUUGAUGGAUAAUUUUGAAUGGCUUAGUGGGUAUGAAACAAAAUUUGGUAUAGUUUAUGUUGAUCGUAAUAAAACGCUGGGGCGAACUCCAAAGCCUUCUGCAAGGUGGUUUAGUAGUUUCAUCAGAAACAAUAGUCACAAUGAGGAAGAAAUUAGUGCAGCUUCUUCAGGUCACUCCAACAAAAAUACACUAUUUAGCCAAUUGCAACCGAAGGUUGCUGAAAUGUAGUUAAUACCAAAAUGUGCAUACUUUACCUCAAUUUGCUGCUCACGCUUUGCAUGUUUCUCUGUUCUAUUCGGAGGCAUGCAUAUUGAUUAUUUCUUUAAAUAAAUGUUAUAAUAAAGGGUUGUAUUCAAUUAAGAAUUUAUAUGAUUUCGAAAGAGAUAUAAAUUUAAUGGAGUUCCAUA